AUGGCUGCUCUUUUGGGAUUGAAUUUCGUCGUCUUGCACUUUGCAUAUUUUAUAAUCUUGCCUGCGAUCGGCAGUGUCAUAUUCUACACAGCAUCGACGCAGAUCCAUGAUCUCCGCUAUGUUGACGCGUUAUUCAUGACUUUCAGUGCCAUGACAGGAACAGGAUUGAACCUUGACUUAUCCACACUAAAUCUUCUUCAGCAAGGAAUACUGUUUACACUUUUAAUUUUUGGCCACGCCAUUCCUAUCCUCGCAUUCGUCUCCUUCUUUCAUGCCCGGUCUAUUCGUUCUGCCCAUCGAUGUGGCUCAACUCAGAAACAACAGAAACAAGGCGCAUAUGAAAAGUCAACAACCCAGAUACAGAUAAAGCAGCUUCGCCAAGAUACACACAAAGCUCCGUCCGUUCUAUGCUUAGCGUUGCCGAAGAUCAGUACUAAGGUUGAAGUAACGGAAUUAUCUACGACUAUUUCAUCACCUCCAGACCUUGGUUUCUCCAAAAACAGACAGGGUCUUGUUUUCGUCAACGGCUUAAAUAACAAAAAUCAUAAUGAACCGACGGCUCCCACCACACUUCUUUGCGUCAAAAAAGGCAUCUGCCGUAGAGUGAAUGCGGGAACAAUUCGCGUGGUUUCCAGGUUGAAGAGAAUUUGGCAACGAAGAAAAAUUACCUCCAACUUGGACCGAUCAAUAAGCUGGGACGAAGCAACGAAUAUAGAAUAUCAGGCAAUCCUUCUGGUGUCGACAAUCGUCAUUUUCUACUUUUUGACCCUUCUUUUUCUGGGGAUCAUCGGUCUCGGGCUGUGGUUUAAAUUCUAUCAUCCAGAUUUUUCGCACAGAAGUGGGCUCGGCCUUUUCUGGACUGGUGCUUUUCUAGCUACUUCUGCAUUCUCCAACAAUGGGAUGUCCUUGAUCGAUGCCAACAUGAUACCGUUUCAACGAGAGUGA
Penicillium macrosclerotiorum is the source of this 945-nucleotide messenger RNA. RefSeq lists its product as uncharacterized. Gene Ontology annotation, biological process: intracellular potassium ion homeostasis; potassium ion import across plasma membrane. The record is from RefSeq and is a predicted model, not a curated record. Bases 1 to 945 code for a protein of 314 amino acids. Gene Ontology annotation, molecular function: high-affinity potassium ion transmembrane transporter activity. The transcript is spliced from 2 exons. Gene Ontology annotation, cellular component: plasma membrane. Lineage: Eukaryota; Fungi; Ascomycota; Eurotiomycetes; Eurotiales; Aspergillaceae.